This is a messenger RNA of Colossoma macropomum (tambaqui), 2912 nucleotides long. It is a transcript of the gene gtf2f1, whose product is annotated as general transcription factor IIF, polypeptide 1. Gene Ontology annotation, molecular function: DNA binding; RNA polymerase II general transcription initiation factor activity; TFIIF-class transcription factor complex binding. The coding region runs from base 93 to 1700 and encodes 535 amino acids. The record is from RefSeq and is a predicted model, not a curated record. The transcript has 14 exons. Lineage: Eukaryota; Metazoa; Chordata; Actinopteri; Characiformes; Serrasalmidae. Gene Ontology annotation, cellular component: transcription factor TFIIF complex; nucleus. Gene Ontology annotation, biological process: transcription initiation at RNA polymerase II promoter; positive regulation of transcription elongation by RNA polymerase II.
ACUCUCAACCCACCGGCAGCCGAGGAAAGAGCGCUAACACGAUUCCUGACUGGACUUUCUGUUGACUGAAGGACGGCAGAAGGUCUACAGUUAUGACUUCACUGGGGAACAGCAGUUCCUCUGGAACGGAGUACAUUGUCAGAGUUCCCAAGAAUACUAGUAAGAGGUACAGCAUAAUGGCUUUCAACGCAGGUGAUAAAGUCAGCUGUUCCACAUGGACGCAGGCACGGAUGGAGCGAGACAUGAGUAACCGGCGAAUGUACGGCGAGGAGGAAACCCCUGAGGCAGGCGCUGGCAGCGAGUUUGGAAAGAAACAGAGAGAGGAGGCGCGUAGGAAGAAGUAUGGCAUCAUCACCAAGGAGUUCAAGGUUGAAGACCAGCCAUGGAUCCUGAAAGUCAACGGCAAGGCUGGGAGAAGGUUUAAGGGCCUGAAAAAAGGAGGUGUGACAGAGAAUGCCUCCUACUACAUCUUUACUCAGUGUGCUGACGGAGCUUUCGAGGCCUUUCCUGUGCAUGGCUGGUACAACUUCACGCCAGUGGCUAAACACCGCACCCUCACGGCUGAAGAGGCCGAGGAGGAGUGGGGCAGGAGAAAUAAAGUAGUGAACCACUUCAGCAUCAUGCUCCAGCGGCGUCUAAGGGAGCAGGAGCAUGGAGAAGAGGAGGAGGAGGGGGCAGGAGAAAAGGGCGGGAAGAAAAAGAAAAAGAAAGGCGGCAAAGGGGGAGAUCUGCGUAUCCAUGAUCUGGAGGAUGAUCUGGAGAUGAGCACUGAUGAGAGUGACAGCAGUGGAGGCGAAGAUGGAGAAAGCAAGGCAAAGAGCAAAAAGGACACAAGUUCGAAGGCCAAGGCUAAAAAGAAGAAGAAGAGGAAGGGCAGUGAUCAGGAGGGACUGGAAGACAGCGAUGACGGGGACUUUGAAGGUCUGGAAGUGGACUACAUGUCAGAUGAGAGCAGUUCUGAAGAAGAGGAGCCAGAGAAGGCGAAGCCCAACAAAGGAGACGAUGUUCCUAAAGGGAUCGACGAGGCAUCAGAGAGCGAAGAGGAGAGCGAGGAAGAGAACAAGAACGAAGAAGAAGGCAAAGAGGAAGAGGAGGAGGAGGAAGGGAAGAAGACGCCGGUACAGACAGAGAAAAAGAAGAAGAAAGAGAAAGAGAGCAGUGGAGAAUCCGACAGCUCAGAGGACAGUGACAUCGAGGGAGAGACCGCCUCUGCACUUUUCAUGAAGAAGCGUACCCCUCCUAAGCGUGGAGGUCGAGGGUCUGCUGGAAGUUCCAGAACAGGAAGCCGUCCAGGAACGCCCUCAAUUGACAAUGCAGCAACCUCCAACACUCUGCGUGCUGCUGCCAGCAAACUGGAACAAGGUAAGCGGCAGGCGGCCAUGUCCAGUUCAGACACUCCAGCUGCCAAAAGGCUGAAGAUGGAGCCCAGUUCUCAGAGCCCCUCAGGGAAGAGCACCCCUCAGCCAGCGUCUGGCAAAUCUACACCUAGCUCCAGUGAUGUGCAGCUGACGGAGGAUGCAGUGCGGCGGUACCUGAUCAGGAAGCCCAUGACCACCAAAGACCUGCUGAAGAAAUUCCAGACCAAGCGCACCGGCCUGAGCAGCGAGCAGACCGUCAACGUGCUCGCCCAAAUCCUCAAGAAACUCAACCCAGAGAGAAAGAACAUCAAUGACAAGAUGCAUUUCUACCUCACAGAGUAGAACAGGCACCUGGAUCAAGGCCAGAGCAUCCUCACCCAGCAUUCUCCAACAAACAUCAAGAUGCUACUGUUAGCCGUAACCCAGACUUAGCCAGAUAACUUAAACCUGUCCAGUAAGAAGGUCAGAGAUAUUCCUUUUGGACUGAUUUGACUUUAAGUUAAAAUUGUCCAUCUUUUUGGGGAAUACUUUGUAAAAUACACCCCACAGCACACUGUUCUCCAUGUUGACAGCUGGCUUUAUACCGUUCCAGAAUAACCGAUAAACCAAGCGUGAAUCAGGGAGAACGUCAUAGAACAUUGUGAAUAGGUGGGGAAAGUUCUAGAACAGGGUGAACAAGGAGAAUAAUUUACAUCUUGAAAGGUGGAACCUUCUAGAACAGUGUGAAUUGGUGGGGAACAUUCUAGAAGAGUGUGAAUGGGAAAGCCUAUUGUAGGGGCAACAGUCCCACCCAGAUAUGACAAAUCAAACCAGUGUUCUGGUGUGUUGGAGAACACUGCUUCAUUGUGCCCUGGGCUUUUUACUGGAAUGAUCUUCCCUUAUUCACACUGGUCUGUUUGGAUUAUCAAUUAUUAUUCAGCACUGCCAACAUUAAAAUGUUGUGUUUGUUGGGGAAUGAUGGGUCCGUGUGCUACGGGCUUAUUCUGCUCCAGUGAGGGACAGAACAUUCUACAGACUUCACAACAAUAACACAAGAGUAUGGCACACCAGCCACACACUUGGUUCUGUUGCUGCUUGUUGGGGAACGCUGGGUCGGUGUGCUUCUCAGCCACUCUUGUAAACUCUGCACAUUUUUCAUUUUUCUUCUUAUCGACGCUUCUUACCUGGGCUUGAUGAUUAGCUGAUGAGUUGGUUGUGUCUUAGAAGAAGGAAAAGCACAAAUGUGCACAAUUUAGUAACUUAGAAUAUGAUUAGGAACUGGACAUGAUUGCUAAUACGAUUAGCAAGACCGAACAUGUACGAGAGAGCGAAGAGUUUUGAUUACCAUUUUCCACUGAGUAUUGUUGUGUUUCUGAGCCACAUCUUUAAUGUGUGAGGUGUUUUGACUUCCUGUAGAGUGUUGAGAUUGACUGAGCAGAGCCAGUUGCAGAACUUGUAUUGGAUUAAACCAUAUGCAUUUUUAUUUUAGUGAUUAAGAUUGCCUUUUAGUUAAAUAAGUGAUGCAUUGUCCAUACACUGUUACAGAACUGUAAUAAAAUUUGCUCAUUAUUUGUG